This is a messenger RNA of Manihot esculenta (cassava), 396 nucleotides long. RefSeq names its product probable UDP-N-acetylglucosamine--peptide N-acetylglucosaminyltransferase SEC. Bases 1 to 396 code for a protein of 131 amino acids. The transcript has 4 exons. NCBI's taxonomy places the organism in Eukaryota, Viridiplantae, Streptophyta, Magnoliopsida, Malpighiales, Euphorbiaceae. The record is from RefSeq and is a predicted model, not a curated record. Gene Ontology annotation, biological process: protein O-linked glycosylation. Gene Ontology annotation, molecular function: protein binding; protein N-acetylglucosaminyltransferase activity.
AUGAACUACUUGCAGAGAAACUGCAUUCAAUUACGGGAGCAAUCAGCCGGCGAUGAAGAUCUUCGAGGAGAAGCUGGAGCAUUAGUUAAGCCUGCUACAUUGGCAGUCACAACAGGAUUGUCUGCUCCUUUCAACAAUCUUGCUGUAAUCUAUAAACAACAGGGAAAUUAUGCAGAUGCUAUAUCUUGCUACAAUGAGGUUCUUCGUAUUGAUCCCUUGGCAGCUGAUGGACUUGUAAACAGGGGCAACACUUACAAGGAGAUUGGUAGAGUGAGUGAAGCAAUUCAGGAUUACAUUCGUGCUAUUACUAUUCGGCCAAAUAUGGCUCAAGCUCAUGCAAAUUUGGCUUCAGCUUAUAAAGACAGGAUAUUGCUUUUCCAGCUGCGUAAACAUUAA